AUGGAAAAACUUGACCUAAAUGGAAAUUCAUCGUUUUCUAAAAAUGAGACCAAUGCAGAGUUUCUCUCUCGGACUGGCUACACUGUUCUGGCAGUUAUCAUGGGUGUCUUCUCUAUUUUGGGGAUCAUCCUCAACAGCCUGGUGAUUGUGGUGACAAUCAGACACAAACAGCUGAGGCAGCCACUCAGCUAUGCUCUGGUCAGCCUGGCUGUAUGUGACCUGGGCUGUGCUGUGUGUGGAGGGCUGCCCACCACAGUGACUACUGCCAUGGGAUACUUCAGCCUUGGACGUGUGGGCUGCACAUUGGAAGGCUUUGCUGUGGCCUUUUUUGGUAUAGCAAGUUUGUGUACAAUAGGAGUAAUUUCUGUAGAGCGCUACAUAGUGGUGUGCUAUCCAAUGGGUGCUGUCCGCUUUCAGACUAGGCAUGCCAUCGCUGGAGUUGUGCUAUCUUGGGUGUGGUCCUUUGUGUGGAACACUCCACCGUUGUUUGGUUGGGGGAGUUAUGAGCUGGAGGGCAUCAAAACCUCCUGUGCCCCCAAUUGGAACAAUCGGGAUACAGGGAAUAUGUCAUAUAUAGUCAUCUACUUUUCACUCUGCUUUGCUGUGCCAUUUUCAAUUAUUAUGGUGUCCUAUGUGCGGCUCUUGUGGACCCUCAGACAGGUGACCAAGCUACAAAUAUCCGAGGCUGGCAGCAGUGUGGAAGUGCAAGUGGCACGUAUGGUGGUCGCCAUGGUGCUGGCCUUCCUAGUAACCUGGUUGCCCUAUGCAAGCAUGGCCCUUGCUGUCAUCCUUGAUUCCACACUAAAUAUUGACCCACUAAUUGCAGUCAUACCGGUUUUCUUUGCGAAAAGCAGCAUAGUCUACAACCCCAUCAUUUAUGUUUUCAUGAAUAGACAGUUUCGAACAUUCGCCAUUCCCACUAUCCUAUGUGGAUGGUACCCGUACGCCUCAGAAGAGCAAACAUCUGAGGCCGAGCCAACAGUUGCUUCCGUUUACAAAAACCAAAGGGAUCUCUGA
Nerophis lumbriciformis (worm pipefish) is the source of this 1017-nucleotide messenger RNA. The record is from RefSeq and is a predicted model, not a curated record. NCBI's taxonomy places the organism in Eukaryota, Metazoa, Chordata, Actinopteri, Syngnathiformes, Syngnathidae.